Molecule: messenger RNA, 724 nt
Organism: Girardinichthys multiradiatus
Lineage: Eukaryota; Metazoa; Chordata; Actinopteri; Cyprinodontiformes; Goodeidae
Exons: 5
Coding region: 101-724 (207 amino acids)
Source: RefSeq, a predicted model, not a curated record
AACAGAUUUAGUCACCUUUAGCUGUCAGGCUCCAUUAUCUGUUUCUGUGCAUCAGUGUUAUUUCUACAUAGUAGGAAAUGACACAAGACUAUUGUCUUGUAUGAAGACAUUUACAGGAACUGAGUUGCUGUGGACGUCUGACCAAAGUCAACCUGCUGUGGUUGAAGUGAAAUGUUUUUACACUGUAAAAUAUGGAGAUGUGAAUUCUCAGUCUCCACACAGUGACAUAUCCUACAUCUCCGUAGGUCCAAAACCACAGAUGAAUGUUCGUCAAUUUGAGGAGCACUAUGUCUUCAUCUGUUCUCUGCCUGGAUCUGUGAAAUAUGAUACAGCAUGUAGUCUGUAUUUUGGAGAAUCAAGUGUUUCAACUAUAACAACACCCACCUGGAAGAACAAAAAUGAAAACAACGAGUUGUUCUGUCAGUUUUCUGCCUCAGAAGAUAAUUUGUUGAGAUGGCUACAUUUAGUUCAACUAAAAGUUGCCAGCUGUGACUACAAGUUGAAAGGUGACAGGACAAUUUCCUCUCCUCAAAGUGACCCGUAUAACUUAACUGAUGUUGUGGUUGCAGAUGAAAAUGAAUCAACUAAGAUCAACAUAAUACAGCCAUCUACAAUGAAUACAGAUAUCAUUUCUAUUGAUGAAAAAGUAUCAAAUAAGAUCAACGUAAUGCCCACAACAUCUAUGAGGACCACAGGUGAUUUUCCAUCUACCCCUCACCUCUGA